This is a messenger RNA of Lingula anatina, 760 nucleotides long. RefSeq lists its product as uncharacterized. Lineage: Eukaryota; Metazoa; Brachiopoda; Lingulata; Lingulida; Lingulidae. The record is from RefSeq and is a predicted model, not a curated record.
AUGGCGUGUUUCUCCUUUGAUGAAUCAGGGAUGUCAUCGAAAUAUCAUGGUAGUAUCAUACAGUUUUAUGAAGCAGUUUCUAUCCAUUCGGCAUUGGGAACAGUCCACUGUUGCGCUCAGCUUGGCUUCCAAGGAAUUAUGGUGAAGAAAAUCACUGCAGUGUUUGUAGACUUUGUUACUGCAUUGUGCUUGGUAACUGUGUUAAUAGAAGACUCUCAGGCAGUUUGUUGCUAUCCGACUUAUGGUUAUUGUCCGGACUGCAGCUGGGCUUACUUAUUUACUUACUGUGGCAAAGGGAGCUGCAAUAUAUUUGGCUGUGCAUGCCAGGGAGGAUGCGUAGACAGCUGCAACCCAAUAAUUUCGGCUGUAACUACAGGAUGCACAUGUCAAAAUAGAAAAAGAGACCUCCCUGACCCUGCUACCGGCUCUAAUGCAAAAGAUGAUUUUAAAGAGAUUGAUUCAGAAGGCAUUCGUAUCUAAAAUUGAGUUUACGGAACCCGUGGAGAGGAGAGGUGAAGAUGGUGAAGUGCACUUUGAAGCUAAGGAUGAAAACAAGGACGGCAAAAUUGAUGAUGGUGAAUUUGACCCUGAUCUGAAAUGGAAUAUAUUUCGGAUUUCAAAAUUCUAUUUAUUUCAUUUCAUAUUUUAUUUCAUUUUGCCUCCGGUGCCUCGUAUCAUCUUGGUAUUAUCCAUUUUUUGGAUUCAAAUAAUCAGAUUAUAGUAUAUUCGGACAAUUGCCGGAUUUUUUUCCUUUAAUAAA